This is a messenger RNA of Stylophora pistillata, 1253 nucleotides long. RefSeq lists its product as uncharacterized. Gene Ontology annotation, molecular function: nucleic acid binding; metal ion binding; hydrolase activity. Lineage: Eukaryota; Metazoa; Cnidaria; Anthozoa; Scleractinia; Pocilloporidae. The record is from RefSeq and is a predicted model, not a curated record.
GACAUCGCAACAGCUGAGCGGUUAAACUUAACCAGUUAUACUCUUUUGUGAUACUUUGAAGAUGAUUUUUCUUGGUUUCGCUUUCCCCAUGGCGUUGCUUAUAGCAGUUAAGCUAGAAAGUCUUACUUGUGCUGAAACGAAUCUGACGGAAACCCCAGGAAAAGAUUAUAAAGAGCAGCCGAAACACCUAGGUGAACAACCAGUACGACGCGUAGUGUGCAGUCUUGGAAGUUUCUCACUUGGUGGUCUUAAACCAGCCUUUUCAGAACAGCAAGGUGUCACUUUUUCCAUCUGCCAAAACAACCACUACGCCACUUUCUAUAAUAAUAAUUGGGGAAUUGCGCGUUAUGCAGUCUACAAGAUAACCCCUUCGCAAGCAAGGGCAGACAGGGUACAAAGACCUAAUGACCCAUGGAAACCGACUAAGAAUCCAGGAAAUAUGAUUAUUCGUCAAGGAAGCAAUGACCUGUAUAAGAAUCAACCUAACCAAGGUGAAUAUGAGAGAGGCCACCUCGUUCCUGUGGAUAUCUUAAGUUACAGCGACGAUAGUGUUCUUGCCACCUUCACCUACACCAACUGCGUACCGCAAAUUGCAAAUUUUAACAAAGGACAGUGGAAAAAGUACGAAAAGAAAAUAGUCAAGUAUGCUUCGUCCGUCUGUUCUCUAAAAGGUGGAACCCUUUACCUGAUCACUGGUACAUCAAAGGUUCAAUUUAAAGAAAAACUUAAUCCUCAAGGUGAAAUAACAGGGGUAGAUACAACAGUCAAACCAAUGGGGUUUUUCCAUGACAACGUGAAUAGAAACCCGAAUCUCGGGUCAAAGAUCGCAAUUCCAAACUCAAUGUGGACAGUGGGCUGUUGUUGGAAUGCUAAGAAUAGAGUCGUGGGAGCGUUUGGUGUGAUGGGCACAAAUUCUUUAAACAAACCCUUAAAUAAGUUUAUGAUGCCCAAACAAAGCGUCGCAUAUGUUGAACGCGUCCUUAAAUUAGAGGAUCCAAAAAUUACGUUGUUUCACGACGACAAUUGCUAUGCACAAGGAAAAAACGUUGCGUUGGUCAAUAUUCCCGAUUAGUAGGAGCAUGGGUACAAUUGUUGACGUCAAGAAUGUUUGGGCACCAUGCAUGAAAUAUCCAGAUCAAACUAAAAUUUCUAGAGCUUUAUUCCUACUCGUUAGGUUAAAACGUAUAAAUAUGCAUGUUACUUUAUCUACAGAACAAUCUCUAUUAUAAUGAAGAAAUGAGAACAGAGGAGUG